GUAAGGACCCUGGCUCCCUGCUGAGUCCCUCAGUUAAACUUCUAAACUUCUCAAGUUGACACAGUGUAUCAACCGUUACACCUGCACUUGAGAACAAGGUACAGAGGGAGACCGCAGAAUGUGGGACAUCAGAGCGGCUUGAACUGGGCCUUGGAAGGUGAAGAAACUCCGGAUGCAUGCCUUGUAUCUGUGAUGGCGAACAUUCAUUGGUCAGUUUGACCAGCUUUGGAGCUGCCCAGGGGGUUGGGGGAGCACACUCCUGGGUGUGUCUGGAUGGGUCACAAAGGUGUGACCUUGAGGUCUAUAUCCAGGAAGCUGACUAAUAAAAUUUCUGAUGCAGAGAAUGAUGUGAGGGGUUUUGGGAAGUAGUGGUCAGGUGGCCACUGAUGACGAAGGCUCAGAGACCAGGGCAGUGGGUGGGGCCUGACUUUCUAUGUUGCAGGGGGGUGGGCAUCAAGUGUUUCUCAACAGGACCAUGACAUAAGGAAGGCAGGAAGGAAGCUGGCCUCUUCUCUCUUCAGUUUCUGCAUUUCCCAAGCUGUCCCCUGGUGUCACAUUUCGCUCAGGAUUUCUCAAUCAAAAGAAACAGCAGAGAGCCAUGGAUGCAGCUCAGCAGUACGAGCACCUGCCUGGCACUGAGAUGACUUGCACUGCACUUUCCUCUUCCGGUUACAGGGCUGACUCCACAUCGCUGGGCCAACUGCACAGCUGGCCAUGAUGGUGCACACCUGCGAUCCCACCAGUCAGGGAGCCUGGGGCAGAGGAUCUCCAGUUCAAGUUGGCUAAGCCCCCUUCCCACACCCACUGAGCUCCAGGAGAGCGAGAGCUCGGAGGCGCUGACAGCCGGAAGAAUGGGGCCCCUCUUCUGGUUCCCUGUGCCCGGAGGGCUUCCCUUUGUUCCUUUCUCUCACGGGCAGAAGCCACUCGGGGUGUCAUGGCUCGGAGGGGUUCCUGCCUGUCGCUGCCCGCUGUGCUGCUGGUGCUUCUGGCCUCAGGUUCCAGAGGGUCGACAGUGGUGCCCGAGGAGCUGCGGGUAGUGGUGGGACAGUCGCUGUCUGUGCGGUGCCAGUACACACCGCAGGCGGGAUCCUACGUGAGAAAAACCUGGUGUCGCCAGAUAGCUACGGGGAAGUGCACCAAAGUGAUCACCACCUCCCAGCCCCGGACGGCGGUGCAGGAGCCACGACACACAAUCUGGGACGAUCCCCAGGCUGGCUUCUUCGUCGUCAACAUCACCAACCUGAGGCAGGGUGACUCAGACCCCUACUGGUGCGGGAGCUACCACGCUUCCAAAAACACGAUCUUUAUUCUCAGAAACAUCACCCUGGUGGUGUCUGCAGCCCCAUCCACUGCUCGCACAUGGACUACCACCGGGCCCUCCACACCCACAGCUCUGGUCACUUCUGCAGAGGGGACCCCUGGCCUUUCCUUCAAUGGAUCUGAGCACAGUUCCCCCUCCUCCUGGGACGCUACUUGCCUUAAACUCCUGCUCCUGGAGUGCGGACUCCUGGCAGCCAAGGCUCUGUUGCUGGCCACGCUGUGUGUGAUUCUGUGCUACAGGUGCAGCUGGGGUGCCAAGGACACUGCGGUGACAGACAUGAUGGAGAUUUCUGAUUACACCAGCUUCAUCAAGGCCCCAGAACCCUUGGGCACAUUCAGUCACAUCCUUGGACGCAGGAGGAACACCUAUUCUCUUACCCCUGGCAACUCACCACCCCAGCCUUGUGAGCAAAACCAGUGCUCAAACCUGGGGAAGACAACACCCAGCCCCCUAGUCAUCAGUGGUAAUGAGCACUCUGAGAUUGGCUCAUCCUAUAGAGAGCGCUCUAAGCUCCACUUCCGCUGCCCUGCCCUGUCCUGCCCCCAAGCUGACCAUCCAUGAGAGGAUUAUCUAUACCAGGGCCAUCCAGCUCAGCAUCUUCUCCCAACUGCACACAUGCUCCUUGCUUUCCAGGAAACUUGCAUCCCUCCUCCUGCCUCAGCCGGGUGCUAGGACGCCUGCCGUUGCUUGACUCUGCAAUACCACACUUCCAUGUAUUCUUUCUUGCACUUGAACUCAACCCCUUGGACUGAACUUUGUCACAGGCAUCUGAGCAAGAUCUAUGAGCUGAUCCUCUUGGCUUCCUGUCUUUCCACCCCAGGUAUCCUAAUCUGAGAUAAAAAUGGCUUUAAAAUAAAUGAUGCAAUUGAAAUUAAGAAAAGAAAAAGAAACUGACAUGAAGAAAGGCUGUUAUCAGAAGACUGAAAAUAGAGGAAGUCUUAGAAGUUCAAGAAAAACUCAUUUGCAAUUAAAAUAACAGAACAGUUUGCAAGCAGAAGCCUGCACAGUCACCCACAAGUAAGAUCUGAUCACCAAGAUCCAAUGUUCUGUUUGUUAACGUAUAAGUAGUUUUGUAGCCUGAAAGAGAAAAUUAAAUUGAAUAAACCAAAUAAUUGGGUGGGGUGAAAAAAAGAAAUGUUUUAGGGAACAGAAGAAGAUAUCACAUCCAUAAAACAAGAGCAGCCUAGGGUCACAUUCAGAACAUUUAAUGUCCAGUGAGGUCUGGGCAUUGGCCACUGAACACAUUGACCACCUGGAAGGAUCAGUGUGUACCAGGUGGAUGCCAGCCAUGAAAAAGGCCACCACCCAGAGAGCACAUCCUGGACAAUACAAACCUUUUCUGCUUCUUCUUCUUCUUCUUUUUUUUUUUUCGUGGGAGGGUCAAAUACAGAAGUUUCUUCAUAUACAUUUUGGCUAGAGCCACAAAACCUUCUAUGAACACAAAACUUUUGCUUAAUUUCAUAUUUAUUCAUUAUCCUCAUUUCCUAGUUUCACCUGUCCCCUUUUCAAAAUACCCAGUUUCAUUUUUCUGUAGCUCUCUUUUUCAUCUGCACCAAAUAACUGUCGCUACACCUUUUUUACACACUUGUCACACACACAUCUGGGUACACACCCAGGCUGUAGCUCACACUCCACUGUGCUGGGUGCAGAUGUGGGCUGGCUUUCACCUCUGUGUAUUACAAUGGAUGUCUUCCAGUGUGUUCUGUGAUGGAGCCAUGGGAGACUUCCCUUAGGGUUUAUACUCAGGUGAGAUUAGCUGCAUUGAGUGAAUACUGCCUGGACUGUUGAUUACACACGGAGAGAGCAUGCACUUUCUGUGAACCUGUAGGAAACACACAGCACCACCUGUGGGCUGGUCUUGGCCAAAGAGAAAGAAAUAAGUGGGAGGUGAGAAUAAAUGUAGCUAAGCAAUGGCUUGUGUCCUGUGCAACCUUGGAAUUUUCAUAAUAAAAAUAAUACAUAAAAAUAAACACUCAUGUUAUUGCCACCAUGA
Messenger RNA from Chinchilla lanigera (long-tailed chinchilla), 3314 nucleotides. RefSeq names its product triggering receptor expressed on myeloid cells-like 4 (gene Treml4). Gene Ontology annotation, cellular component: cell surface. Gene Ontology annotation, molecular function: signaling receptor activity. Lineage: Eukaryota; Metazoa; Chordata; Mammalia; Rodentia; Chinchillidae. The transcript has 7 exons. Gene Ontology annotation, biological process: positive regulation of toll-like receptor 7 signaling pathway. The record is from RefSeq and is a predicted model, not a curated record. The coding region runs from base 935 to 1882 and encodes 315 amino acids.